This is a messenger RNA of Nicotiana tabacum (common tobacco), 1079 nucleotides long. Its product is annotated as chlorophyll a-b binding protein 40, chloroplastic-like. The record is from RefSeq and is a predicted model, not a curated record. Gene Ontology annotation, cellular component: membrane. NCBI's taxonomy places the organism in Eukaryota, Viridiplantae, Streptophyta, Magnoliopsida, Solanales, Solanaceae. Gene Ontology annotation, biological process: photosynthesis, light harvesting.
CCAACGGACUACAUCACCACAGCUAACAUCUCUAUUACUUCAGCCAUCAAAAAAACACUUACUUCUCCUUGCUAAACCAUGGCUGCUUCUACAAUGGCUGUCUCUUCCCCUUCUUUUGCCGGAAAGGCGGUGAAACUCUCACCAUCUUCCUCUGAAAUCACGGGAAAUGGAAAAGUCACCAUGAGGAAGACUGCUAGCAAGGCCAAGCCUGUCUCUUCUGGCAGCCCAUGGUAUGGUCCUGACCGCGUCAAGUACUUGGGACCAUUCUCUGGCGAGUCUCCAAGCUACUUGACCGGUGAGUUCCCUGGUGACUACGGGUGGGACACUGCUGGACUUUCAGCUGACCCAGAAACAUUUGCCAAGAACCGUGAAUUGGAAGUGAUCCACUGCAGAUGGGCCAUGCUUGGAGCUCUUGGUUGUGUCUUCCCUGAACUCUUGGCCCGUAAUGGUAUCAAGUUCGGUGAAGCUGUAUGGUUCAAGGCUGGAUCCCAAAUUUUCAGCGAGGGUGGACUUGACUACUUGGGUAACCCAAGUUUGGUCCACGCUCAAAGCAUCUUGGCCAUCUGGGCUUGCCAAGUCGUGUUGAUGGGAGCAGUUGAGGGUUACCGUGUUGCUGGUGGACCUCUCGGUGAGGUUGUUGACCCACUUUACCCUGGUGGCAGUUUCGACCCAUUGGGUCUUGCUGAAGAUCCAGAGGCUUUUGCUGAGCUCAAGGUAAAGGAGAUCAAGAAUGGCAGACUUGCUAUGUUCUCCAUGUUUGGAUUCUUCGUUCAGGCUAUCGUUACCGGAAAAGGUCCAUUGGAGAACCUUGCUGACCAUCUUGCAGACCCAGUAAACAACAAUGCUUGGGCCUAUGCCACAAACUUUGUUCCCGGAAAGUGAAUUUAACAAAAGUUGAUCUCUAAUCUUCAAGUAGUGUGAGACUAAGUAUGUAGCUUGUGAGUGAUGAACCCAAAGAAGGGUCAGAGUUUAUUUUUAGCAUUCUGGGUUAUGGGUUCAUUAAAGAGAUUGUAAUGUGGUGUAAAUUGAUUUGGAUUAAUUAAUGACGAGCAUGUGAAUCUAUCAUAUUCUUUAUUGCA